Penicillium salamii is the source of this 1467-nucleotide messenger RNA. NCBI's taxonomy places the organism in Eukaryota, Fungi, Ascomycota, Eurotiomycetes, Eurotiales, Aspergillaceae. The record is from the annotation of a GenBank genome assembly.
AUGGACAUCGAAAAAGCUAUUAGAGACUUGCACCCCCUUGGUGGGCAGGUGGUGCCUAUACGGACUGUUCAGGAGACACGGCCGGUGGAAGAAUUCGCCGAUGCUUUCGUCGCAGAAGUCAAUGUCAAGGCCGCAUCAAAGGUCAUCAAGGCCCUCGAUUCUGCAUUUCCAAAAGACCCAAGCCUCCCACUAUCCCACCUUCGCCGUUUUGCCAAAAGAGAGAUGCUCCCACAACCACUGAGAGAGGCAAUAGAGGCCCAGAAUGCACCGGCUGCACCAGGUCAAACAUUAUUUGUCCUUCUCUCCCCGCCUUUACCCGAUGUCGAGAAACUAAAGGCCAUCCUUGCCCCAUUUGCGCCAGCGCCUGCACCCGCUACACCCAAUGCCACAGCUACAGAUGGUGCAGCAGACGAAUCCUCGGUCCAAACAAUACACCUCCAACCUGUAAAAAUCCCGCUGUGCCCUCCUUUCAACACCACCCAAGCCGAGACAUGGACCAAGACUCUCUGGCCAGUCGUCUUCAACCCAGCUGCACCACGCUCUUUCGUCGCACCACCCCCUCAAACCCUAGCUCGUGCCCAAGAAUCAAUCGAGCCGCACGCAGGAUACUUCCUAUCCCUUGCGCACCUCGUCGCCCAAGAAGCAGAACAAUCAGGCCUAGGCCGUGGCGUUGGCGCAGUAAUCGUCGAUCCAGCAAUCACCUCUGAAUCCAAACAAUGGGACGAAGCAGUCCUAGCAGUCGCUGGUGACGCACGAUACUCCCGACCAGAAGGUGGUGCCCCAUCCCAAGCCCAGCAACACCCAGACAUCACCCCCAACCCCGCCAGCAAAACAUAUAACGCAGAUCUAGAAGGCGGGCCAGAGCUGCACGCCUUGAUGCGCGCAGUCGAGCUUGUCGCGCGCUGGCGUAGAGAAAAUGACCGUGAAGACCCAUCACUGGAAUGUGAUGCCCUGAGUCCGCUCGAAUCUCACUUUUUAUAUCGUCAUCAUCCUGACCCUGUGCCUCUUUCACCUUCCUUGAAGAGGAAACAUGAGGAUCCUACUGAGUCUGAUAUUGUUGAUGAAUCUGAUCUGCAUGUCCCGCUCCCUGGUCCGCCUUCGGUUGAUCAUUCUGUCCCUGCGCCUGCAACGCCGCGCAUUCGCACCCGUGCUCAGGGUGGUUAUCUCUGUACAGAUCUUGAUGUAUAUCUUUCUCAUGAGCCCUGUCUUUGUUGCUCGAUGGGGUUGCUUCUUUCUCGGUUCCGGGCUGUGAUUUUCCCUCGGGGAGGGCGAUUGGAGAGUGGUGGACUUGCUUCAGAGCCUGUUGUUGGACCCGUUGCUGAAGAGGAUCCGGCAGAGGCUGGAUCUAAUUGUGAGAGAGGUUACUAUGGGCUACAUUGGAGAAAGGAGUUGAAUUGGCGGGCUCUUGGGUUUGAAUUCGUGGAGGAUGUCGAUGUGGAGACUCAUACGCCUGUCUUCCAUGCUUGA